Molecule: messenger RNA, 474 nt
Organism: Schizosaccharomyces osmophilus
Lineage: Eukaryota; Fungi; Ascomycota; Schizosaccharomycetes; Schizosaccharomycetales; Schizosaccharomycetaceae
Product: SnoaL-like domain
Exons: 1
Coding region: 1-474 (157 amino acids)
Source: RefSeq, a predicted model, not a curated record
AUGUCCGUGCCGGCACUUCCAGCUAUCCUCACACCUGCCCUAAGCGGCCGCGACGCCGUCGCUGAUGCCCUCUAUCGCAGCGUCAUGGCCUUAGACACAGCCGACGAUGCUCUCUUCAAAUCUGCCUUUACCACUGAUGCCGUCUUGGACGUCAACGGUACCAUCAUGGAAGGCUACGAUGCCAUUUACAGUCAAUGCUACGCCAUGCUCACCAAAUUGGACACCAACCACUUCCUUUCCAACAUGCGUAUCAACAUCAUAGAAGGAGACUCGAAGGCUCAGGUGACAUGCUCUGCUCUUUCUCAACACUACCGUGGUGGAGAGGGCAUGAAUCCCGGCUCUGACUUUCUGCUUGCUGGUGGAUUGUACUGGGUGGAGCUGGUUAAGGAUUCUGGAGACGGAUUGUGGAAGAUGAAACACUGGACGCUAAAGUCAACUUGGGGACAAGGUGACUGGGGCAUUCUUGGCAAAUAG